Messenger RNA from Paramecium pentaurelia, 1159 nucleotides. Lineage: Eukaryota; Ciliophora; Oligohymenophorea; Peniculida; Parameciidae. The record is from the annotation of a GenBank genome assembly.
AUGUCUGAAAGCGUCAAAAAGAAUGUCAAAUCAUUUACACCUUAUGUUGCCAAACCCUCAGAAAUUGUUUCAGUUGAAGCAUCAAUUGAUCCUCUAAGAUAGUUUAGACCACUCAUAAAAGUCCAAACUUCAAAUGACCCUUAGGUCUAAUAGAUGUCAACUGAUCAACCCUUUUAAACAAACUUUUUUUACAAUCCAUCUUUUACUCCUUUUGAUACUUCUUUAAGAGUUUCAUAGGAUGGAACUAAUGAAUACUUAUUAAAUCACUCUAAAAUAGUAGGACCUCUUGUAAAUAGCUCUCUUGAUAGUAAAUCGAUGCAAAGACAACUUGAUGUCUUACAAUCCUAGAGUCGUUUUUUUGCUUCGAUGAUGCCUUUCUUUUAUAAUUCACCUAUGCAAUCCUGUUAUCCUUACUUACCCUAAUAAUGCUAAAAUGAAUUGCCACGCCAAUCAAAUAAUAGUCUUGAUAAAUAGGCUAAAAUCAAUCCAAUCAACAAGACCUAACUAUCUAUUGUAAAACCUCCAUCUUUAAAUUAACAAUAACAAGAUUAGUCUUAAAAUUAUUUCAAUAAAGAAUAAGACAAAUGGUUAAGACAUGUAAGAUCUUGUGAAAGUCUAGUUUUAAAAGAAGAGGAUUAGAGCUAGAAUGAAUAAAAAGAAUUAAAAAAUGAAUAAAAAUUAGCUAAACGUAUUAGAAAAAGAGUACCAGUAUAAGAGAGUUCAGAUUCUUAUAGAGUUCAUCGUAGAAAGAAAGGACCUAAAGUUAAUGAUACUAAGAAUAUCACAAAAAAUUUUUCAAAAGCCAUAAUAUCUUAUAUUCUAAAUGAUGAAAAAUUAAUUUAAAAAUUUAUCAAUAGCGAACAAUAGGAUAGCUUUAUUAGUUUAUUAAAGAGUAAAAAGAAUCAAAUGACAAAUAUUAAAUAACUUAGAGAACUUUGGAUAGAUAAUGGUAAAAAUCCUGAGUUUAACAAAGUAUUUCGAAUCAUUAGGUAUUUUUAUUAAUAUAUUUCUAUUAAGCCAAUACUUUCUAAAAAAUUAGGCAGUUCCAUACGUAUACAAUUCAAGAAUUUCAAAUACAGCUUGGCAUCUCAAAUAUAGAUAAAACUUAUUGAGAGCACUAAGAGAACCUGAAAACUUUAAAUUUAUAAAAGAUAUAUGA